GAUCGCCGGUCCGCUGUGUCCCUCGGACACAGCGGAUCACGGAAACAGCCGAAGAUGUCGGCUCGGUCAUGUGAUCAGCUGUGUCCAAUCACAGCUGCUCACAUGGCACUGAUGAUCAGUGUGGCCCCAGAAGUGCCACCUGUCAGUGCUCAUCAGUGCCACAUCAAUGCCACAUACCAGUGCAUAUCAAUGCCACAUAUCAGUGCCCAUCUGAGCUGCCUUUCAAUGUCACCCAUCAGUGCCACCUAUCAAUGCCAAUCAGUGCCACCUAUCAGUGCUGCCAAUCAGUGCCGCCUAAUAGUGCCAGUCAGUGCCGCGUAUCAGUGCUGUCUUUCAGUGCCCAUCAGUGAUGCCUGUCAAUGCCCAUCAGUG
Staurois parvus is the source of this 372-nucleotide messenger RNA. The record is from the annotation of a GenBank genome assembly. NCBI's taxonomy places the organism in Eukaryota, Metazoa, Chordata, Amphibia, Anura, Ranidae.